AUGGAGUACCAGAGAAUGAUCCAAGUCUUGAAACAACAACCUAAACAACGGAGUGAAAGGGAUAUUGAGACUUUAGAAGAUUAUUUUUAAAGAAAAUCCCAAUCAGUUCUUGGAUAAAGUUAGGAAGGAAAAUGGAGGUAAAGCUCUUAAAUUGACGUAUAAAGAACUUAAACUUGUCCUACAUAACUGUAAGCCUCAUCAAGAAGAUCUGGGUUUAAAGCCAGAUUGUCACAUAAUCCCACCGAAUAAGAAUAUAAUAGAAUACGGAGAGCAUGGGAUUACUUUUUAUAUGAUUUUGAAAGGAAAAGUUGCAGUGAGAGUCCCCUUAUUGCUCGAGAAAAAGAUUUACAACUUUCAAGAGCUUUGUAAUACUUUGUUUAAAUAUCAUCCCUGGUUUGUCAAAGACGAUAACUAUAAACAUGCCUUGUCCGAUAUUGAUCAUUUUUAUCCAGAAGCAGUAAAAUAAAUCGAAAGGUCAAUAUUUUCUCAAUGUAAAAUACCUGAAAUCAGCUCUUGAGCGAAAACUAGUGAAGAGGAAGAUGCUAAAAGAGGAUCUUUCUCCAGAAUUUUCACCUAAAUCUCCUAUAAAUUUUACUGAAGAGGUUAAAACAUCAGAGAGACUAGCUUCAAAGGAAGACCACUAUCAACGCUCGUUUUCAUUCACCAUCUUAAACAAGAUCAGAGAGCUAACAGAAGGCUCUUCCUUUGGUGAAAUAGGAAUCAUGAGUAAGAAAAAGAGAAGUGCAACGAUUACAACUAUCACUGAUUGCACUUUCGCCAUCCUUGAAAAGUCGUUCAGCUCGAUAAUCGGCAAGAUUUAUAGGAGCGAAAUCCAUCAUAAAUGAGAGCGAUUAAAUAAAUUCAUACUUUUUGACAAAAUCAAUGAAGUUCUUCAAGAGAAAGCGGCUAUUAUCUUGAAACGUCACCCUAUUAAAUUUGGAAUGAACUUACUCAGCGAGGGGGAUCCCAUAAACUACCUCUACUUCAUACUGAACGGACGAUUCGAGCUGAACAAGAAGAUUUAUUAUAAGUUCAAAACGGCUACACUGCACAAACAGAUAGACCCUGAGAAUAUCAGGUAUAGUAAAUAUUAUUGCCAGAAGAGAACUGUGAGGCCCUUGAUUGAGAACUUUAUGCACAUAAUGGCUCCAUGAGCCCAGUCAUUUCCUAAAUUCAAAGCCUCAGUGAAGGGAUAUAUGAAGAAUUAACUCCAGGAUUCUUACACUUGAGAGAUAUGACAUAAUUGGUCUCCCAGAAUGCCUACUAGAAAGCCCGUAUUGCAUAAUGGAUGUAAAGUGAAUUUCAAAUGACGCAGAAGUAUAUAAGAUGAGCAAGGAGGAUUUCCUCUCCUUUAUUCCUGCUAGUGAGGACAUCCCCACAGCAUUACAACAGAAAUUACUGCUAAUAAACCAGCGUAUAAAGAGUCUUUUGUAUCAACUAGGGUCAAGAUUUGAAGAACCAUUUGUGGAGAAAUAAAGAGAAACGUAGAGACCCAAGUAUGUUCAAGACCACAAACGUUCUCUCUUUCAAAUUUGAGAAGCCGAUAAAGAGAGACUUUACUUCUAAAAGGAACUCCUUCUGUUUAGAAGACCCAACAAAUAUCAAAAUGAUUGCUUAUAAGGACCUCACAAUAAACCCAGACUUUUCAGCUAAUAAAUUUGAACUCUCAGAUGACAAGGAAAUAAAAGCUCCUACAAGAAUUAUUGAAACGAAAGAACUAGAGAAGUUGCUCUCAAAGAGAUACCGUGAAAAGUGUUUAAACAAAUAUGUGAAGAACAGAGGCAAAAAUUCUAAGAAGCUUAAAAUUGCACACAAAAAUAUCAAUUUUUCUCUCAACAAUACUCAAACAAACACUUUCUAUCGAGACAACUGUAAAGAGGUUGAUUCAGUAGUUAACACUGAUAUAAAGGCCUUUAUGACCCAUCACAAAGAGGAUAUGAGAACUUCUACUCUCCAAGGCAAAGAAAGCAUUACAUCAAUCCCUCAGCACAGAACUUUCCAUAAAAAUAUGAAAAGCAAGCUAUAAAAACGAGGGACCUUUCUUCAAUUCCGUCAAGUAUUGAAAGCAAA
Moneuplotes crassus is the source of this 2070-nucleotide messenger RNA. The record is from the annotation of a GenBank genome assembly. NCBI's taxonomy places the organism in Eukaryota, Ciliophora, Spirotrichea, Euplotida, Euplotidae.